AUGGCACCACACGCACCUCCGCCAUCCCUCUUGACCCCGACCACCGUCUACUCGCUCCUGUCGACCCUCGCCAUCCUCGUCGCCGCCCUCGCCCUCGCAAGACUCGCCCUCCCCACCAACCGCUGCCGCAGCCCGGUCCACCGGUACACGUUCGUCUGGCUCGCAUUCGACGCCCUCAUUCACUUCAUCCUCGAAGGCUCGUUCAUCUACCAGUCUUUCCCGCGACCUCGCACCGUCAACUCGAGCAAAGGUCCCUUCGCCCUUCUCUGGCAAGAGUACGCCCUCGCCGACACGCGCUGGGGCACCUCGGACCCGACCGUCGUCGCCAUCGAGCUCAUCACCGUCCUCGGCGCCGGCCCGCUCGCCGUCUACUGCGCCGCAAAGAUGUGCGGCACGAGCGAGGCCUGGAGGUUCUGGAUCGUCAUUCUCUCCGUCGCCGAGCUCUACGGCGGCUGGAUGACGUUCGCUCCCGAGUGGAUCUCGGGCUCGCCCUCGCUCAACACGUCUCACUGGCUGUACACCUACGUGUACCUCCUCUUCUUCAACGGCCUCUGGGUCAUCAUCCCGCUCGCCCUCAUCGCCGACUCGGGUCGGGAGAUCUGCGCCGCGCUCGGGCGCGACGCGGCGGCGGGGCGCGCUGGGGCGGCGUCGCGAGCGGGCGCGCUCGAGGCCAAGGCGAGGGCCAAGGCGGCGUAG
Rhodotorula graminis WP1 is the source of this 696-nucleotide messenger RNA. RefSeq lists its product as uncharacterized. Gene Ontology annotation, biological process: sterol metabolic process. The record is from RefSeq and is a predicted model, not a curated record. Gene Ontology annotation, molecular function: cholestenol delta-isomerase activity. The transcript is spliced from 7 exons. NCBI's taxonomy places the organism in Eukaryota, Fungi, Basidiomycota, Microbotryomycetes, Sporidiobolales, Sporidiobolaceae. The coding region runs from base 1 to 696 and encodes 231 amino acids. Gene Ontology annotation, cellular component: endoplasmic reticulum; membrane.